This is a messenger RNA of Strigops habroptila (Kakapo), 2584 nucleotides long. RefSeq names its product SRY-box transcription factor 9 (gene SOX9). Gene Ontology annotation, cellular component: nucleus. The record is from RefSeq and is a predicted model, not a curated record. The transcript has 3 exons. Gene Ontology annotation, molecular function: DNA-binding transcription factor activity, RNA polymerase II-specific; RNA polymerase II cis-regulatory region sequence-specific DNA binding. Gene Ontology annotation, biological process: oligodendrocyte differentiation; positive regulation of chondrocyte differentiation; negative regulation of transcription by RNA polymerase II. NCBI's taxonomy places the organism in Eukaryota, Metazoa, Chordata, Aves, Psittaciformes, Psittacidae. Bases 516 to 1979 code for a protein of 487 amino acids.
AUUCCCGCAGCGCGGCGCGGGCCGCAGAGCCGCGCUGGAGACCGGCGGGGCGCGUCCGGCACCGCGCUGCACGGCCACGGCCACAGACGGCCCCGAGCGGCACGGCCACGGCCUGCCCGGCCCCGAGCUGCCCACCGACAGCCACCCCCGGCCCCGCGCUGCCCAGCCGGCCCCGGCCUCUCGCCACGCCGGGGUUUUUCCUCCUCCUCCUCUCGUCUUUUCUCUCCUGCAACUUGCAAAAGUUUCUCCGCCCGCCUUUGGGCGUUUGGAGUUUUGGUUUUUGAGUUUCGUUUUUUGAGGGGUUAGGGAAAAAUAAUAAGAAUAAAAAAAACUUUUGCAAACUUUUUCCAGCUUUCUCCCUCUGCUCCCCAGCCGCGCUUCGCGCUGGGGGAGGCUUCACUUCUCCCAGUUUUCCUUUUUUAACCCUUCCCUGCCCCUCAGCCACCUGAUUUUUUUUUUUUUUUUCACAUUUUCAUUUUUUUACCCCCUGUCCUCCCCCUCGGCCACUUUCUCGCAUGAAUCUCCUAGACCCCUUCAUGAAGAUGACAGAAGAACAGGACAAAUGCAUCUCCGACGCCCCCAGCCCCACCAUGUCGGACGACUCCGCCGGGUCUCCCUGUCCCUCCGGAUCCGGCUCGGAUACGGAGAACACCAGACCCCAAGAAAACACCUUCCCUAAGGGCGACCCGGACCUGAAGAAGGAGAGCGACGAGGACAAGUUCCCGGUGUGCAUCCGGGAGGCGGUGAGCCAAGUGCUCAAGGGCUACGACUGGACCCUGGUGCCGAUGCCGGUCCGGGUGAACGGAUCCAGCAAGAACAAACCGCACGUCAAACGGCCCAUGAACGCGUUCAUGGUGUGGGCGCAGGCGGCCCGCAGGAAGCUGGCGGACCAGUACCCGCACCUGCACAACGCCGAGCUCAGCAAGACCCUGGGCAAGCUCUGGAGGCUGUUGAAUGAGAGCGAGAAGCGUCCCUUCGUGGAGGAGGCCGAGCGGCUGCGGGUGCAGCACAAGAAGGACCAUCCUGACUACAAGUACCAGCCGCGGCGGCGGAAGUCGGUGAAGAACGGGCAGUCGGAGCAGGAGGAGGGCACGGAGCAAACCCACAUCUCCCCCAACGCCAUCUUCAAGGCGCUGCAGGCGGACUCCCCGCAGUCAUCCUCCAGCAUCAGCGAGGUGCAUUCACCCGGGGAGCACUCGGGACAAUCACAGGGUCCCCCGACGCCCCCCACUACCCCCAAGACGGACACACAGCCGGGCAAGCAGGACCUGAAGCGGGAGGGCCGCCCUCUGCAAGAAGGCGGCCGGCAGCCGCCCCACAUUGACUUCCGAGACGUGGACAUCGGCGAGCUCAGCAGUGACGUUAUCUCCAACAUCGAGACCUUCGAUGUCAACGAGUUCGAUCAGUACCUCCCCCCCAACGGCCACCCGGGGGUCCCGGCCACACACGGGCAGCCCGGCCAGGUCACCUACACCGGCAGCUACGGCAUCAGCAGCACGUCGGGCACGCAAGCCGGGGCCGGCCACGUGUGGAUGUCCAAGCAGCAGCCGCAGGCACCGCCGCAGACACAGCCACAAGCACAACACACGCUGCCAGCGCUGAGCAGCGAGCAGGGCCCGGCGCAGCAGAGGACACACAUCAAGACGGAGCAGCUCAGCCCCAGCCACUACAGCGAGCAGCAGCAGCACUCCCCGCAGCAGCUCAACUACAGCUCCUUCAACCUGCAGCACUACAGCUCGUCCUACCCCACCAUCACUCGCUCACAGUACGACUACACCGACCACCAGAACUCCAGCUCUUACUACAGCCACGCCGCCGGCCAGAGCAGCAGCCUCUACUCCACCUUCACCUACAUGAACCCCACGCAGCGCCCUAUGUACACCCCCAUUGCAGACACUUCGGGGGUCCCCUCCAUCCCCCAGACCCACAGCCCGCAGCACUGGGAACAACCCGUCUACACGCAGCUCACCAGACCCUAAAGCCAUUAGAAAAACCAGAAAAAAAGAAGAAAUUUCAGAAGAGAAAACACACAAAACAGCACGAAAGCUGCAAGAAGAAGAACUUUCACAGACUUUUUCCUUCUUUGAAAUUAAAGUAAUAAUCAAAGACACUGAGGUUAAAAGCUGGCGGGGAGGAGGAAGCGCUUCUGCACUACAGCAUCCCCCCGGGAAGUGGCCAGCCCGCUCUGAGAACCAGCAAAACUCGGUGCAGACUUUCCAAGGACUGGACUUAAACUCCGCUUCCAGGAGAGAGGAGGUUUCCAACCAGCUCGGCUGCCUUGUUCUCUGGACUUUUGUAAUGAGUUUUUUUAGCAGUUAUUAACAAAAAGAAAAAAAAAAAAGGAGAAAAAAAAUGGGGGGGGGAAUAAAGAGAAAACUCAGAGUCCUCUGUGAGGAACAUUCUCUAUUUUAAAUAUUUUUUAGUAUGUACUGUGUAUGAUUCGUUACCAAUUUGAGGGGAUUUAUACCUAUUUUUUAGAGAUUUUUUAAAUGCUCUUAUUUUUCCAACAGCUAAAAAACAACACUUAGCGGGGCAGCCCUAGGUUUUCUUGCAGUCAGAGGUAUUUUUGUAUAGAUUAAGUGUC